Messenger RNA from Megachile rotundata (alfalfa leafcutting bee), 1351 nucleotides. RefSeq names its product Translocase of outer membrane 40. Gene Ontology annotation, biological process: protein import into mitochondrial matrix. Lineage: Eukaryota; Metazoa; Arthropoda; Insecta; Hymenoptera; Megachilidae. Gene Ontology annotation, cellular component: mitochondrial outer membrane. The record is from RefSeq and is a predicted model, not a curated record. Gene Ontology annotation, molecular function: transmembrane protein transporter activity.
UGUUGAAACGAUAACGAUAGUGGUUGUCUUAUAAAUGGCGACUCAGAGAAAAGCACGCUGUUUCACUUAACCGCGAGAUUUUACGUUGACGAGUUUUGUGUAUAAAAAUUGACUAAAAUGGGGAACGUACUCGCAUCCUCUGUAACUCCUCCGCCUUCGCCGCCACCUCCAACUUCGGGCUUAUUGCCUAGUUUAGAAAAACAGGAUUUAUCUACGGGAUUACAUACGUCUACUAAAGGCCCUGAUAGUUUAGAAAAUCCAGGAACGAUCGAGGAUCUUCAUAAAAAGUGUAAAGAUGUGUUCCCUGUAAAUUUCGAAGGUGCAAAACUAAUGUUCAACGAAAGCCUUAGUAAUCACUUUCAAAUUUCCCAUACAAUAAAUAUGAGUUCCAUCACACAAUCUGGAUACAGGUUUGGCGCAACCUAUGUUGGUACACAGCAGCCAGUACCCACGGAAGCUUAUCCAGUUUUACUGGGAGACAUUGAUCCAAGCGGAAAUUUGAAUGCUAAUAUCAUUCAUCAGUUUGGUCAGAAAUUAAGAGGGAAACUAGCUACUCAAGUACAGAAAAGUAAAUUUACAGCUGUACAAAUGACAACCGAUUAUCGUGGCGAUGCUUACACGUUGUCUCUAACUUUGGGUAAUCCAGAUAUCCUAAAUGGUUCUGGCGUCUUCGUGAUGCAUUAUCUACAGAGUAUAACACCUUCUAUCGCGUUGGGCGGAGAAUUAGCUUAUCAACGGGGUCCUGCCGUACCAGGAGGUCAAGUCGCCGUCUUAUCCGCCGCUGGAAGGUAUACUUGUGAUGAUUCCACGAUCAGCGCUAGUUUAGGUUUGUCCGGGUGUCACCUCUGUUUCCAUCAAAAAGCUAGUCAACAGUUGCAGAUUGGAGUGGAAUUGGAAAUAAAUUCUAGAAUACAGGAAUCCACCGGCACUAUAGCUUAUCAAAUCGAUUUACCAAAGGCCGAUUUAGUAUUUAGAGGGAGUGUAGACACAAAUUGGACAGUGGGUGCUGUCUUAGAGAAGAAAUUGCAGCCGUUACCAUUCUCGUUCGCGUUAAGCGGUAUGAUGAAUCAUGGAAAACAACAAUUUCGGCUGGGCUGCGGUUUGAUAAUCGGUUAAGGCUAGCAUUUAGUUGAAUGUCGGUCGAGUACAUAAUCUAGCCAAGCGACGAGAGGAAGAACAACGGAGAGUAAUUCAACCUCCGUGCAUGCUGAUUAAAGGCACGUUGCAAUCGAUACCGAUGGUACCCAGUCGAUUAUCUUCUUCUCGUUGAUUACCUCGUCUGUUCGCUAUUGUGUUUAUACGACCAUUUUGUUUGUUUAUUUUUUAUUAAAGAUACACCGUACCAACAGGA